This is a messenger RNA of Musa acuminata AAA Group (dessert banana), 1062 nucleotides long. RefSeq names its product NDR1/HIN1-like protein 10. Gene Ontology annotation, cellular component: plasmodesma; plasma membrane. The record is from RefSeq and is a predicted model, not a curated record. NCBI's taxonomy places the organism in Eukaryota, Viridiplantae, Streptophyta, Magnoliopsida, Zingiberales, Musaceae. The transcript has 4 exons. Bases 126 to 899 code for a protein of 257 amino acids. Gene Ontology annotation, biological process: defense response to other organism.
CAGUCUACCAUCUGCAUCAAGCAGCUUGCAUAUAGUAUGCUGGAAAUGGUGCUUGUUUCAGUCUUUCCAGAAUUAAGUGAUGUGAUGCUCGACAUUCAUGACAAGGCACGUAAACAGUCCUAAGAAUGAUCAAUGAAGGCGUCGACGCAAUUGCUACCGAACGAAGGGGCCCGUUCUGGUUCCCAUCACCUUAUCUACAUCCUGCUGCUUGGCUACAAUAUGAAGUGAGCUCGAAUUCUCUUCUGCACUGCAAUUGGAAUGCGUAUCCGAGCCAUGUCGAGGCACCAAACAUCAUGGCGAACUCCUCCCGUGGCAGCCGCGACACCUCCGGCAGCGGCGGCUGCUGCUGCAAACUCCUCUGCAGCCUUGUUCAGCUCGUCAUCUCCCUCGGCCUCGUCGUCUUGAUCUGGUGGCUCAUUUUCCACCCUCGCCUCCCCCGGGCCUCCGUCCAAGAGGCCCAGCUCAUGUCGUUCAGCCUCGCCGACAACUCCACCGCCCUCCUCUUCAACCUCACCGUCGGCCUCGCCCUCCGCAACCCCAACAAGCGCGUCGGCAUCUACUAUGACUCCUUGGUGGUUGCCGCCCUCUACCACGGGGUUCUGCUGCAAACGGCGCCGCUCCCGACAUUCUACCAGCACCACAAGAACACCACCGCGUUCCGCCCGGAGUUCGGCGGCAAAGCGACCGACGCCGGCUCCGUGGCCGUGUUCUACGGGAAAGAGAAGUCGGAGCGGAGGGACUUUAACUUCGAGGUGAAGCUCCGCGCCAGGAUAAGGAUGAAGGUGUGGUUCAUCAAGAUCGGCCACUUCAACCCCGUGUUCGACUGCAAGGUGCGCGUCCUGGUGCCGCAGGACGGCGGCAUGUCCGCCACGUUCCGGAUCUCGGAGUGCGACCGUUGAUCCACCGCCUUGUGAUUUCCCUUGGUGAGGGGAAGCCAUUCAUCUUUCGUUCUUGUGUUGUGUCGUUGGCUGCAAGAGGCCAUGUGAGGCCGCGUGUUGUUUGGAUCUGUUUCCGUCUUGCUUAUGAUAUCAAUUCAUUGACUCCUCCGAAGUCGUUCUUUUU